AUGCAAGUAUUAAAUUUCAUAAGGGAGUUCGAGUUGCAGAGAAUGAAAGAGUUCGAGACUUUCAAAGAGUACGCGGACAAAUUGCUUGGCAUUGUUAACAAGGUAAUAUUGCUAGGCAUUGAAUUUAAAGAUUCAAGAAUUGUUGAAAAAAUUCUUGUAACAGUGCCCGAAAGAUAUGAAACAUGUAUAACUACCUUGAAAAACACACAAGAUCUGCCCAAGAUUACCUUGGCAGAGUUGUUAAAUUCUUUCCAGGCACAGGAGCAAAGGAGGCUUAUGAGGCAAGAUGGUAUGGUUGAAGGAGCCUUAGCAGCCAGCCACAAAACUCAAAGCAAGGGUGGAAAUUUGAAAAAUUACCCACCUUGUCAGCACUGUGGAAAAAUGGGUCAUCCACCAAUCAGAUGUUGA
Molecule: messenger RNA, 408 nt
Organism: Lycium barbarum (goji berry)
Lineage: Eukaryota; Viridiplantae; Streptophyta; Magnoliopsida; Solanales; Solanaceae
Exons: 1
Coding region: 1-408 (135 amino acids)
Source: RefSeq, a predicted model, not a curated record